This is a messenger RNA of Danaus plexippus (monarch butterfly), 2286 nucleotides long. It is a transcript of the gene Arp1, whose product is annotated as alpha-centractin. Bases 111 to 1232 code for a protein of 373 amino acids. The record is from RefSeq and is a predicted model, not a curated record. The transcript has 9 exons. NCBI's taxonomy places the organism in Eukaryota, Metazoa, Arthropoda, Insecta, Lepidoptera, Nymphalidae.
GUAACAUCUAUUUAAUGAUGUCACUCUGAAAAGUUGGUUAGUCGACGUUUUCACGAAAAUAAAGUAUUAAAACUCUUAGGACCAACGAAAAAUAAUAUCAUCUUUUAAUAAUGGACCUGAUUGUGAACCAACCUGUCGUUAUAGACAAUGGUUCUGGUGUCAUUAAAGCCGGUUUCGCCGGCGAUCAGAUACCGAAAUGCAGAUUUCCGAACUAUAUAGGUCGUCCGAAACAUGUGCGUGUUAUGGCGGGUGCUUUGGAGGGGGAUUUGUUUGUGGGACCGCAGGCCGAGGAACACAGAGGACUGCUCACCAUCAGAUAUCCCAUGGAGCAUGGGAUUGUGACCGACUGGAAUGACAUGGAAAAAGUCUGGACUUACAUAUACACUAAGGACCAACUGUCAACAUGCCCCGAGGAGCAUCCUGUGUUGUUGACGGAGGCUCCGAUCAACCCUCGUCGUAACAGAGAGAAGACGGCCGAAGUGUUCUUCGAAACCUUCUCUGUACCUGCACUGUUCCUAUCAAUGCAGGCGGUUCUCAGCUUAUACGCGACCGGGCGGACCACGGGCGUGGUGCUGGACUCGGGGGACGGCGUCACGCACUCGGUGCCGAUAUACGAGGGGUUCGCGAUGCCCCACAGCAUCAUGAGGGUGGACGUGGCGGGCAGGGACGUCACCAAGUACUUGAGGUUGCUUCUUCGUAAGGAAGGUGUUAACUUGGAGACGUCGGCCGAGCUGGAGAUCGUGAAGGCGAUCAAGGAGCGCGCCUGCUACCUGUCCCCGAACCCACUCAAGGAAGAGACUCUGGACCCGGAGAAGGCGCAAUACUGUCUCCCAGACGGGACACAGCUGGAGAUCGGUCCAGCUCGUUUUCGAGCUCCAGAAGUACUGUUCCGUCCAGAUCUCAUAGGAGCGGAGUGUGAGGGUCUGCACGAGGUGCUGAUGUUCGCUAUCCAGAAGUCCGACAUGGACCUGCGGAAGGUGCUGCACCAGAACAUCGUUCUGUCCGGAGGAUCCACGCUGCUGAGGGGCUUCGGAGACAGACUGCUGGCGGAGAUCAGGAGACUCGCGCCCAAAGACAUGAAGAUCAGGAUCUCAGCUCCUCAAGAGCGGCUGUACUCCACCUGGAUAGGCGGUUCCAUUCUGGCGUCCUUGGACACCUUCAGGAAGAUGUGGGUCUCCAAGAGAGAGUACGAGGAGGAGGGACACCGCGCCGUGCACCGGAAGACCUUUUAGACCUGUUACAAUAAGAGUUCACAUAUAGCGUGAGGGUAGACGCGGAUAUCACAUAGGUCAACGACCUUUCUCAAUGCACAACAGGAUCUUGGAUGAUUUUCGGCAUUUAUUCGUCUUGUCGUUAUGUGAAUAUUGUUUUGUUUGUGCACUCAGAGCUACUAAACUAUAUAUAUAUAUAUUAGCUUCUUUAAUCAAGAAAUUAUUUUAUUCGUCUACCCUCAAUCAUUUAGUACAUAGAUCUUGUAAGUGCGAGAAGUGUUUGUAUAAUGUUCACUCUAACUUUAUUAACUCUAUGUACUCUAUCUAUAAGAAAAUACUCGUCGCGACGAAUAAACGCGGCGGUGUGCUUACCAUGCGUCUGGUCCUCACAAUACGGAGAGUUAGCAGUAUUUUAGCGCUCAUUCAGGACUGAACUGUAAAACUGUCCGUGUUUAGUAAAACAAAAGUUUGUCUUCUAUAGUCGAGUGCUUAGAGAAAACUUAAUAUACUACAGAGAGAUUAAAUCGCUAAUGAUGCAACUUUCUCGUUCGGAACGUCUCGAUGGGAGAAUUUCUUCGCAGCUCUAAGAAGUCGCUUAAUAGCUUGGAGGAAACUUAAAUAUAUAACGAAAUAAAAAAAACUAGUAUUACACGAACAGGGGAUGCGAAUAUUAAUAUUCCGCGAGUCGAAACUACUGGAAGAGAUGAUUAUUUAUUUAAUGUAUGUGUGUGUGCCGCGGAGACCAGCUGGUAUCGGAAACAGGAAAUACAGAAUGGAAAAGCCGUGACACGAUGGUUCAGACGGAGAAGCGCCUGAGACGAGAUCUUCAUAGACAGUGGGUUCGACGCCAGCUCCUUCAUAUGUUUUAUUGUACAUUAAUUAAUCGAUUUUCUUAUAAAUUAUAAAUAGAAUAAAAAAGAUAUUUUUCCGUUUUAAUACACGAACAAACUGUAGAACAUUCCAAUGUGACCUAUAUAUAUAUGUGGGUAUCAGAGGUUGUAUGUGUCCCGCGUCGCCACACUGGUCCUUGCUGUGGGAUAUUUUUUUUAUUUAAAUAAAUUAUUGUAAUAUUACA